AUGUCCUUCCCUGAUCCCGAAGCCGAGGAACAAACGCUCCACACUUUCUUUGGCGAGCACAUCCCCGGAGGAGAGACAUCCAAGCUACGCCCCGCUUGCACCUUUGUGCAGCAGUUUAUCGCACAGGAGCUGUGUGGAACGAUCGCCAACGAUCCGACUUUCGAUGAGCUGUGGAUGCACUUCCAGGCGAUUUUGGGCGGGAUUUUCGGGAAGCAGGAUGCGACGAAAGGCCCCGAGAGCGGCGUCACUUCUCGUAUCUGCGGGAGCACGACUUUCGAAAACAGCUGGAUGUUCGCCACCACCUCAUUCUACAGCGUUUCGGGCCUGUCCGACGCCCUGAAACCAACGCGCGCUGGAGGGUCGAGUAGCAGGAACAGCAACAGCAGGAGGAGGAAUAGGCCGGGCGAUCCGAGAUUGUGCGGCAUGGAACCCAUGGCGGUUUCGCUGCUGUCGCUCCUGCUGGCUCGCCCCCCGGAGUCGUCUCCUCCUGACACCAAGAAUCUCUUCAGCGUGCUUCUAGAGCCGCAGAAAGUGUGGUACUCCUUCACGUGUACGAGCCCACCCAUGCCGCCGCACACUCUGGCCUUUCUGAGGCACGAGGGUUUGCCUGGGCUGGUCUUGUUCGAAAACUCUCGGCUCUACACGCACUGCCUUUCGAGCCCACCUAGCUUGUUCCCGCAGGGGCGGAUGCCUCAUCACGCCGUGAGGUUUCAGGAGGUUCCAGGAGGCGACCUUGUGGGGGGAGGGGCAGCUGCCGAGGUCGUGAGGGCGGCGCCCGACCUGAAACUGUCUGCUCUAGAACUGUACCUGUUUUCCUUCGCCUGGUACGCCCUCUCCUCUUACGAAGACUUCUACCACGGUCUCGAGGGGCCCGGGCGACUAUCCGUGCCCCACCGGACUCACCACUCCAUGGAGCCCGCGUUUCGGCAGGAGAGAGUGGCUCUGGGAUGGCGCAGGCAUGGAGUGAUCGGGCUGACUCAUCUGAAUCCCUACAUGACUCUCCUCAAGGACUAUUUGGAGGCGUUCUUCCCUCACUGUGGCGGUGCCAGCAUUGGCGGGGGGGGCGGGGGGGGCGGCGGGACCGGAAUGAGCCUACAGGGCGAGCUUUUCCUCCGGGUGCUGGUGGAGUUCUGGCUGGAGGGCAACACGGUUCUUCGACCGGGCGUGCUGAAAGAGCAAGAAGAACACCACCACCUCCAACAGCAACAAGCCUGGGGCAACAGCAACAACUUGCAUUUUCCAGCGCCACGCACAACGAGCAACUACGACCCGUCCGUCGCGCUGCUGCAUAGCGAGUACACCCCGCCUACCGAUAUGUCGGUCCACGGACUCUUGAUAACGUCUGCGCACCUCCUGGCGGACCCCAAGCUGAAGGAGGCCUGUCGCCGCAAUCUCGACCUUACGGGAGGGACGCCUGCGGCAUCGGCGCUGGCAAGAACAGGGGAGACCUUCAGCGAGAGAGAGAGGUCAGCCCUAACCCCUGCGCUGGAGGUGCUUCGACCGCACGUCUUCGGGUUCCUGAGGGUGGCGUUUUCGGCGGACAACACGAUGCACUUGAGCUCGGCAGGCUUUUCGCUGGCGGUGGAGCUCUGGAUGCUUUGGAUGAGGCCCUGGGCCGCGGCGUCGAUCUUGAGAGGUCAUUCUCCCGAUUCAUUGAACACCAGCGAUUUACCCAGCUCGGCUUCUGCACAAAGUGGACGAGCUUCUCCUUCCUGCGCCGGUAGCGCGAGAGGGAGUUCCGAUCAAGGUGGCGGCUUGGCGCCUUGGGUAUCCGUCGUGGUGGCUGUGGUCAAGGACUUUGUGCAAAUCGAGCCCUCUCGAGCGAACAGCGGAGGGGGCAGGCAGACCGGGACGUCGGGGGGGGAGAGUGGUGCCUCCGCUGCGGGCGCGCGUGGGAGGGAGGUUGGUGGGUACUCGUACGACCCCUGGGGUGUCUGGGUGCUGGAGAACUACAGCCUGUAUACGACGGUUUUGGCGGCCUUCGUCCGCAAGGUCGGCAGCAUGUCGUUUAAGGUGAACGACGGGCCGGGGCACCGCGGUUAUCACCACCACGGGGGUGGCGCCAACGGUCAAGGCAACCCUCAAGCGCAGAUGGCAGCCAUGUUUGCGGACACACGCGGGGCCAAUCUCAGGCUGUUGCACCGCGUCGUGGACGUCUUUAGCCCGGCUGUCGCUUCCCUACUCGCUUCGGCCCAGGUGGCAGUGGGGAGGAAGGCCGUGUCUGCGAUACAGGUGGGCGUGGGCGUGCCGCGAAAUAUGGCCAUACGCUCAGAAACCAGUGGCAAUAGUGGUAGCUCCCUCCUUCUUAGGGGGCCCCGCGGAUUGGAGGGUGAUGAUCGACAAUGGAAUCAGGCUAUAGACCUGGCGAGACCGGCGCUUGUCAACGAAAAACAUGCGUGCACUUUUCAGGGGCCGAACUUGGUGACGCUCGAGAAGUACCAGGAGGUGGCAGAAGAGCUCCUCAUCAACAUCGCGCACCUGGCCAAUCCCAGAGUGUCGAAGCACUGGUUCGUUAGAGUGGAGAGAUGGUUGUAAUCACUGUGUAACUGCCUCGAGGGUGCUUGACCAUUUGAACACAUGUGGUGCGAUCAUCCCCCUUGCGCGGAGUGAGCGUUCUCGACCCCGCACAACAUGAUCUACUCGACCACCAUUAUGGUACCCGCCAAAAAAGAAACGGAGGUCAAAAAAGCAAAAAACGGUCACCUGGUUGCCGAGUUCACGAAGUGACUUGGCUUGUUUUACAACGUCGUUGCUAAGCGACGAAAACCCAAUCCCGAUGGCAAACACCUGUCUCUUAUACACAUCUNCUUUGUUGUCAAAUGCGUACAAUACGUCGUUAUUUUUGGAACACCGCGCAAGCUUAUACUCGAUUCCCCCGUUUUUACGAACGCUAAGCACCACGCAUGGGGUUUUUACUGCCCUCGACUAGCAUUCAUUACUCUCUGAUCCCAUGCCGACGAUCGUCCCCUGGAUGUGGUGUGUUUGCUUCUUUUGUUGUUCUGCUUUUCUGUGCACUCAGUUCA
Molecule: messenger RNA, 3023 nt
Organism: Ectocarpus sp. CCAP 1310/34
Lineage: Eukaryota; Phaeophyceae; Ectocarpales; Ectocarpaceae
Source: the annotation of a GenBank genome assembly